Molecule: messenger RNA, 1380 nt
Organism: Oncorhynchus keta (chum salmon)
Lineage: Eukaryota; Metazoa; Chordata; Actinopteri; Salmoniformes; Salmonidae
Exons: 2
Coding region: 110-637 (175 amino acids)
Source: RefSeq, a predicted model, not a curated record
UCUGUCCAUUUUAUGUUCUCCUCCACAGUAGGCUCAUACAGGACCUCUACUCAGAGUAAUCUAUAUUUGAUUUCUGAUUUUUUUUUAAAUCAGAAAAUAAUUGUAAAAGAUGGAGCUACUGAGGACUGCACUUUUUGUUGUGUUUAUCACAACAGCAUUCACAAGACCGUUUGGCAGGCCUGGACACCAUAAUGGCCAUAAAGCAUCAAAUCCAUUGGAAUGGUUGAAAUGGUACGAGCGGGGUCACUCUUCUGAGGAUGUCUUCAGACACAGCAAGGGAAGAGGCCCGGGAUCACCAAAGUUCUUUGAUUCUUCAGUGUCAAUGGAGUCUUCCUCAGAAUCUUCAGAAUCCAACCAGUCCUCAGAAUCUGAUGCAUCAAGUUCAGAGGAGAUCUUCCCUGAGAGGACGACACCUGGACCAAUUGCUCCAGCCACAGUGAACCCACCCACUGCUGCCAGGUCAACUAUCCCACCGGUGAUAGAAAUGUCCACAAAUGGGCCAGUCAUCAAUGAAACGACACCUUCACCAGGGGACGUUACUGCAUGUGUCACUGAGGACAUUCUAACUCCAGCUCCGCCAACUCCUGCUCCAGCAACUCCCCCUCCAGUCACAGAGAGCAGAGGAGACCGUUUUUAAAUGUUUAUAAAUACUAGUCAGAAUUCAAGCUACAUUUUUCCAGUUUAUCAUUAUUUGUUGUAUGGAAAAUGUACUUAAAUGUAUUUACAGUUUUGAAUGGAUUUAUAGCUUUUGUUGUCAGCUUCAGAAUAGUAUUAUAGGUACAUUCCCAAAUGGAAAAUAGUAAUGAAAAACAAAUAAGAAUCUUGUAUGGCAUAAGAAUAUUUUUUUUAUACAAAAAUCUAAUGAGUAUCUGGUAAGAUUUUGUAUGUUUUGCCUUAUGUCAGUAGUGUAUUUGAAUAUGUCUUGACUUAUAUGACUACUAUGACAUACACAAUUGUGGUGGAUUUUCCACAUCAGGGGUCUCUAACCUAUUCCAGCAUGAGAGCAUUCUUUUAACUUUCAAAUAGGCACAUUCUUAUCUUUUCCUUCAUCCUUGCAAGUCUUCCCUAGGUCCUUGCUGUACAACAUGUUUUCUCUCAAUAUACUUGGUAAAAUGAUGGUUAAUAAACAACUCUAAGGGGCCCCCCCUAAAAUGUUAUUUGGUAUUUUCCUGAAUUCUGUUUUCUCUAUUAGUUUUUUCCUGGUUUGGGAUUUCUUUAAAAAAACAUGUACUCUCACUAUUACAAUUACUUAUAGAGAAACAACGAAUGUGUAGCGAUUCUCGUCCUCGUCUGUGGAUGUUCUGAGUCCAUACCAAUUCUUAAAUCACAACAGAAGAUCAUUUUUUAGUACCAAAAAAAUAAAAAAUUACAUUAAAUGUU